Theileria parva strain Muguga is the source of this 1746-nucleotide messenger RNA. RefSeq names its product ParA/MinD ATPase like family protein (gene mrp). The record is from RefSeq and is a predicted model, not a curated record. The transcript has 5 exons. Gene Ontology annotation, biological process: iron-sulfur cluster assembly. Gene Ontology annotation, molecular function: ATP binding; ATP-dependent FeS chaperone activity; 4 iron, 4 sulfur cluster binding. The coding region runs from base 1 to 987 and encodes 328 amino acids. NCBI's taxonomy places the organism in Eukaryota, Apicomplexa, Aconoidasida, Piroplasmida, Theileriidae.
AUGAGUUUUAAUGUAAAAAAUGUAAUUGCAAUUCACAGUUGCAAGGGAGGAGUAGGAAAGUCCACAGUUGCAGUAUCUUUAGCUCUAACACUGGCUUCAAAGGGAAUCUCGGUAGGAAUUUGUGAUUUGGACAUUUGUGGACCAAGUUUAGCCGAAUUAUUCUCUCUCAAUAGAGAUUCCGUUAAAUGGAAUCAAAUACAAUCAAAUUGUCACAGUUCUGCCGGAAAUAAUAAUAAUACGAGGGUUGAUUUAAAAUAUUCCAAUGAAACAUGUGAUUUAAAAAAAGAAAAUAAAAAUUCUAUGUUAUUGGAGCCUAAAGAGGUAGAGGGGAUUAAAAUCAUGUCAUCUGAGUUUUUACUACCCAAAAAUUACACCGGAUACUCUGCGUACAGAGGACCCAUUAUGGACCAGAUUUGCUAUGAAAUGGUAUAUAAAACUAACUGGGACGGAGUAGAAUAUUUAAUACUGGACCUUCCUCCUGGCACAAGCGAUGUUAUAAUCUCACUAGUGGAGAAUAUACACAUCUCCGGCUCAAUUCUCAUCACAACUCCUAACAUCCUAAGUACGAAUGAUUUGAUAAAGGGUAUUAAGUUAUUUAAGGAUAUGGAGAUACCAAUCCUCUCAAUAGUAGAAAAUAUGUCAUAUUAUAUUUGUGAGUGUUGUUGUACCAGGAGGAAUAUAUUUGGAAAUUCUAAAGUUGAGUCCAUUUGUAAAGAAUUUCAAGUUGAACACUUUGUUAAAUUGCCCUUAAUGAGCUGGGAUCAAGAUGAAACAACUUAUAAAUUAAGCUCUGGUUCCGUGGCAUCGCUGUUUAAUUUGGCUCUUAUUUCCAACUACCAUAACUCUAAAACAGUUCAGGAAUCUUUUAAUAAUCUUGUAGAAUAUUUAAGUUUAAAGUGUAAAUAUCAACCGCAGAUGAAGAAGAUUGAGGCUACAUGUUGUUAUAAAGCUGAAGAAUCUAUCGCUGAAAAUGGGAUUGACUGGUGAGAUAAUUCCCGUAUCUCCAUAAUUCUGUUAAUCUGCAAAUUGAUCAAAUUAAUCGAUUUGUAGUUAAUUUUAAUAUUUUAAGAAAUCACACUGUUGUGUUUAAAUGUAGAAUCUUUUCAAGGAUUAUGAAAUUUGGAAUUAACAGUAGUGGAGAAGUAAUAGGGAUGUAAGCACGGAAGUUGCAUAAAUAUGGUCUAAGAACUUAGAUAAAAUAGUUAAAGUAUAAAGAAGGAAGAAAAGUGCGCUGGAAAUUAGUUAAUUUUCAGAUCAACGACCCCAUAGAUCAGUUAUGCAGGACAACUGAUAAUAUAAUAAAAACAUUGUUCCAUUCUACUGUUAGUUAAUAUUUAAUUUUUGUUACUUUUGUUUUUGGUAAUUUUAUUGAAUAAAUUAUUAUAAAACUUAAUUCUAAGUUGGUGCAUAGAGAAAAUGGAAGUUAAAAAGCGUACACUUUACAUAUUAGGUGCUGUUGGAUUAUUAUUAUCCAUAACAUCAAUUUUAGUCGUCAGCUUAAGACCUAAGCUCGAGCUUGUAAAGCCUGAUAAAACGAACAAAUCAGAAACAAAUGAGUCAACAACUUAAAGCUCUUUCAACUUUAGUAAAAUAUUAAAUUUGGUUCUAAAUAGCAAAAUAAUAAUUGUAUCACGAGAAUCAGAUUUAUUUAUGGGAUAAUUAGCAGAAUAUCACUGUUAUAUGUUGAGCUCAAAUCCGUAACAAAAUUCACUAAAUUAUCUUUAACCAAAUUUAAUACUUUAUAAA